UUACGCUGGAUUCUCAAAUGUGUAUGCAGAUUGCAAGCGCAUAGUGAAUUGGCAAGUGUGGGAUCAACUUCUACGGCAAUAAAUUAUACAGGGCCAAUGGAUGUUGCAAGACACAUCCUACGUUAUGAAGGAGGUGUGAGGGGUUUCUUCAAGGGUAUGUGCCCCACCAUGGCACGACAAGUACUGGGAAAUGCUGUUAUGUUUGGGGUAUACGAAGCAUUAAAGCAACAUUUUGCUGGAGGCAUGGAUAUUUCUGGGCUAGGAAGGGGUUCUCUUAUAGUAGCUGGAGGCUUGGCUGGUGGUUUAUCCUGGUUUGCAGUAAAUCCAGCAGAUGUUAUUAAAAGCGUAAUUCAAGUUGAUGAUUAUAGAAAUUCGAAAUACUCUGGCUUUUUCUAUGCUCUUAAAAAGAUUUUGGCAUUAGAAGGUGUCAAAGGACUAUACAAGGGGUUUGGACCUGCUAUAGCGUGUAGCGUUCCAGCAAAUGUAACUAUAUAUGUUAAAGGUAUAAGUUAA
Molecule: messenger RNA, 513 nt
Organism: Solanum dulcamara
Lineage: Eukaryota; Viridiplantae; Streptophyta; Magnoliopsida; Solanales; Solanaceae
Product: mitochondrial carnitine/acylcarnitine carrier-like protein
Exons: 2
Biological process (GO): mitochondrial L-ornithine transmembrane transport
Molecular function (GO): L-ornithine transmembrane transporter activity
Source: RefSeq, a predicted model, not a curated record